AUGAAUGGAUUAAUAAACCGAGAAGCAAAAGGCACUCAAAAUGGAAAUAAACAACUGGAAUAUCUUAGUUGGAGAAAAUUGUUUUUGAGCAAAGCAAAAUUGAAAGCUUCGAGUAGAACUUCUGGACUGAUGUCAGGUUUUGCAAUGGUUGCCAUGGUGGAAAUCAAUUUAGAAAAUGACAUUCCAAAUGGAUUGUUGAUAGUAUUUAGUCUCUUAACCACAGUUUUAAUAUCAGUUCAUGUAUUUGCUUUGAUGAUAUCUGUCUGCAUUCUACCAAAUAUUGAAACAGUGGAGCAAAUGCAUACUAGUGUCUAUGCACAACAAGACGUUACAGUGAAGACGCUACCAUCUGACUCCCCGCAUAAGCAAUUACAAAGAUACAUUGAAACUGCUUGGGUCUUUAGCACAGGCUUGGGAACACUAUUGUUUUUAAUGGAAAUCCCGAUGUUGAUGUGGGUAAAAUUUUACAAUCAAAGUAAAGAGGCCGCUUUAGCGUCAACAGGUGUGAUGGUUCCUGUUUGCAUUUUAUUUGUAAUAUUUGCAAUGAGGUUUUAUCGUAAACUUAUUGCUCACAAGUAUGAUAAAAAUUCAAAAGAAAUCGAAGAACUUCAGAUGAUUGUGACACAUCUUAAUGAGGAAGAUCAGAAUCCUUUGAAUAAUGACAGCCCACAUAUCAAAUAAGGGAAGACAUUCUAGAUAACUCCAUAAAUAUUAACAACAUAUUUUUUUAUUGUUUGCUAUGGAAGUUUUAGCUCAGGUUUUUUCAAUAAGGUUAAGAUAUUUUGAGUAUAUAUCUGAGGCUAAGAAUGUGACAAUUUAUAACAGUAUUUUCUGUGUUUUCCUUGAGCUUUGUUUUACAGUCACAAUAAAAAACUACAUAUAUAAAAAAAGAAAAUAGUUAUCUAUUUCUAUUGAAAUAACGAAAAAAUUGGGACCAGCAUUCGCCAUAUAGAAAGAAGAUUUGUUAUAUAUAAAUAGUAUUUUGAAUUUUUAAAUUUUAUUUUAUUAGCUUACACUAUAUUUUUUAAAAAAGCUCAUUGAAGUUUCCAUUUUGUAACUGUAAAUAAGAUUAUAUAUCAGAUGAUAUUUUUGUUGCUCUGUUGCCGAAAAAAACAAACUAAAAAUGACUGUUCCAAUUAAACCUACUUUUUCUCUUAUUUUUCGAAUUUAUUUAAAUUUAUUUAAAAACUUGCUGACGAAGCUAAACCAUGUUUUAAGAAGAAAUUUGAAAGGAUUUUUUUUAAACCCCUUAAAGCAAGAAUAUCAUUGAAAGUAAAUGUUAAUAGUGUAAUACGUAGACUUGCUUUGGUAUAUGUAAACGCUUAGUCACUUGAUAGUCGCAAAAUUUAUUCGCUCUUUUUUUGCAAAAAUUAAUUUAAAAUAUUUUUUUUUAAAAUGAGAAAUGGAUAAUAAAAAGUCGGACACCAAAGGGAUCUAAAUAUAAACCUUAGUCCUCUUACUUCUCAGAUAUUUUAUGCACAAAAAAAAACAAACUUGUUUUGAUUGGUGAAAAGCUUGUUAAAAUAUUUUAGUCACUGAACCAAAAUUUGGUCACUUUUUACCGACCUUUUUACCAAUAAGGUAAAAAUAUAUAUAUAAAGACAUAUAUUUUUAUGUUUAAGAUGAAAAACAAUAUCAACAUGUCUGUUCAGUUCUGAUAAUAUUGUUGCAUGUUUAUCAUUUCUUGGAAAUUAUUUUUAUUUUUUUAAAAAAACUCGUACAUAUGUUGUUAUAAACGAUACGAGACGUAAAAAAUGAGACAAUCACUUUCUUUGAAUAACUGCACUGUGAAAAAAAAUAUUUUUCCCCA
This is a messenger RNA of Hydractinia symbiolongicarpus, 1810 nucleotides long. Its product is annotated as calcium release-activated calcium channel protein 1-like. The transcript has 2 exons. Lineage: Eukaryota; Metazoa; Cnidaria; Hydrozoa; Anthoathecata; Hydractiniidae. Gene Ontology annotation, biological process: store-operated calcium entry. The record is from RefSeq and is a predicted model, not a curated record. Gene Ontology annotation, cellular component: membrane. The coding region runs from base 1 to 681 and encodes 226 amino acids. Gene Ontology annotation, molecular function: store-operated calcium channel activity.